Messenger RNA from Staurois parvus, 1008 nucleotides. The record is from the annotation of a GenBank genome assembly. NCBI's taxonomy places the organism in Eukaryota, Metazoa, Chordata, Amphibia, Anura, Ranidae.
AUGGCGGCUCAGAAGAUCAAUGAAGCUCUGGAGCAUCUGGCUAAGGCAGAGAAAUGCUUAAAAACCAGUUUUCUAAAAUGGAAGCCAGACUAUGACAGUGCAGCCUCUGAAUAUUCCAAGGCAGCUGUUGCUUUUAAGAAUGCAAAGCAGUAUGAUCAAGCUAAAGAUGCAUUUUUGAAGGAGGCUGAAGCUUAUGAAAAUAAUAAAGCACUCUUCCAUGCUGCCAAGGCCUAUGAACAAGCAGGGAUGAUGUUAAAGGAGAUGCAGAAGCUUCCAGAAGCCGUCCAUUUGAUAGAGAAAGCUAGCAUAAUGUUUCUGGAGAAUGGAACCCCUGAUACAGCUGCAAUGGCGCUAGAGCGAGCUGGCAAGCUAAUAGAGAACGUCAAUUUGGAAAAGGCUGUUAAUUUGUACCAGCAAUCUGCAUCCGUCUUUGAGAAUGAAGAACGUUUACGUCAAGCUGUGGAACUUCUAGGGAAAGCCUCAAGACUUCUAGUGAGAGCUCGACGGCUUGAUGAAGCUGUGACAUCUAUUCAGAAGGAAAAAAAUAUGUACAAGGAAAUAGAAAAUUAUCCAACAUGUUACAAGAAAACCAUUGCCCAAGUGCUAGUACAUCUACAUAGGAAUGAUUACGUGGCCGCUGAGAAAUGUGUCAGAGAAAGUUACAGUAUUCCAGGGUUCAGUGGGAGUGAGGACUGCACUGCACUUGAACAACUAUUAGAAGGUUAUGAUCAGCAAGAUCAAGAUCAAGUGUCUGAUGUUUGCAACUCUCCUCUCUUCAAAUACAUGGAUAAUGAUUAUGCUAAACUGGCGUUGAGCUUGGGCGUACCAGGAGGUGGAACCAAGAAGAAAUCUCCGGCGACCCCACAGGAUGCAGCCUCUGCUCCCGCACAUGGAGGUUCCAACCUGAAGAGGAAGAUGAUGAAUAUGAAGGAGGACUGUGCUAAUAGUGUAUUCUGUCUGCUUGUGACUGCACAUGUAUGUCUGUGGAACCCAGUCUGCUCAGAAUAA